AUGAACACCUUCACUAUCGAAUCGAUCGUCGCCAACGUCGUCAAGAAGUACAACCAGCAGAAGGCCCAGAAGUUGGCCUUGGAUCAAUGGGAAGCACGUCUUCAGCUUCUGAAGACGUGUAACCAUGAAGUCCAGAAAGCGUUCGAGAAUUUGGAAUUUUAUGUGAGUUUUUUCUUUUAUUUCUGUAACAUUUUUCUAUUGCGGCCCUGGAAAUUUUUCGGUUUUAGGACUUUUUUAAGACGUUUUUUAGUUACUCAAAUGGAUAAGACCUUAAAAAUAACUUCAAAGAAAUAUUCUCAAAUUCAAAAAUGUAUCAAGAAAGCUAUCUGAGAAUUUUGAAUCGGAGCAGAUUUCUUGAAAGAUUUCCCCUUUCAAAAAAAAAAAAUGAAUCUCUGAAAUUAUCCGGUCGUUAGAAAGGCUGCAAAUGAAAUUCCUGAGGUCCAAGAAAUUUGAAUAUUCAAUUUUUUUCAGUUCGAGCUGACUUUGAAGAUGAGAGGAGUGUACAACUUCACCACUACGGACGCCCGUCAUAUGAUCGUGAGUUUUUUUUUUUUUUUCUGUCCCUUGAAAAGUUUUUUUGACUCUUCAAAUAAUAUUUUUAAAGCAUCUAGUUUGGUUUAAAAUACCUAAAAAAAUCAUCUGGGAGCUUUCUGAAUUUUUUUCGAAAAUGAUCCAAUUAGACAAAAAAACCUCAUGAAGAACCUCCAUGAAGGACUUUUUUUCGUUCGAAAAAAACCCUGGUCUUUUUUUAAUGUUUAAAAAUCUUUACAAGACUUCACCCAGCUUCAAAAGCCUCCUGAAGACGUCAGAACCAUUUUCAGAAGCUGGCACAAAGCAUGAUGACGUCAUUGGACGACGAUUUGGUCGUCAUCGAGAAGCAGGUCGCCGACUUGGGGCGACUUUCGGGCCACAAGAUCGCCUUGGAGGUCCUGGGAAUCGCCCGGGACAUGCGCCACGAAUGCCUCCGACUCUACCAGGCUCUCCUCCAAUUCCAGCAUAAUUGCGUUAGUUUUUAAUCUUAUUUUUAUUUUUUUUUUGUUGAGGGACCUCUAAUCUUGAUUUUUUUUUCCUUAUUCGAAAUUCAGUUAGUUUUGGAAUGAUUCUUUUUUUUCUAGAGCUUCUUUGCUCUGUUUUCUCUGCGCCCUCCUCUUCUCAAGCUUCUAUACUGUUUUUCUCUGCGCCCUCCUCUUCUCAAGCUUCUAUACUCUGUUUUUCUCUGCGCCCUCCUCUUCUUGAGCUUCUAUACUCUGUUUUUCUCUGCGCCCUCCUCUUCUCUUGGCGACCCUCUCAUGUUGACGUGCUAUUUUCAUGUUUCUCUGACCUCGCCAGUUUUCGAGUGUCUGCGUCUCUCUACUCCCUCACCGGCGAGGUCAGAGAAACAUGGAGAUAGUACGUCAACAUGAGAGAGUCGCCGAGAGACGAGGAGGGCGCAGAGAAAUCCUUUCAAGUCGCGAUAAACGGACUAUACCACCAAUGUUCAUUAAGAACCUUUUCUCGAUUUUAUUGAAAAGUCGAUUCAUAACCAAUCAAUUUCCAACUUUCCAACCAAGUAUAUUUUCAGAAGUACGACAUGAUCUACGCGUUGAUGGCGAAGGAAUUGAAGUGCCACGUCGGAUGCGUGGACUACGCCGUCUCGAAGGUACCGGACUUUACAGAAAUCCGUGAGAAACUCUUCUUUUGA
Molecule: messenger RNA, 1681 nt
Organism: Caenorhabditis auriculariae
Lineage: Eukaryota; Metazoa; Nematoda; Chromadorea; Rhabditida; Rhabditidae
Source: the annotation of a GenBank genome assembly